AUGUAUCAUGAAAGGUAAAGUGCCAGAUGGAAAGACUAAAGGAGCUACUCCCUAGAAUAAUUAGGAGUUUUAGUAUCCCUGCCCUCAGGUCUCAAGAGAAAGUAAUGAAGAAGCUGCAGAACUAUCCAGAAAUCAAAUGAAACUAGCCUGCACCAUGAGAACCAAAUAGUUUCUUCAAUUAUUUUCAAUUUACAAAUAAAAUUUAUGUAGGAAAAAAAUUCUCCACCAGCUUGGCAAGAGAAAUUAUUAUUUUGUAAUAAGUUUCAUGAAUACAGUUUUAUUUUGAUGUUGUGAAAUUGGAGGUGUAUUAGCAAUAGCGUGUAUCUUCUUGAUCCAGAUAGUGCACAAACUGUAGGAAGGCACAGAUAGGUACUUAUUAUAUCUUAUGUUCACAACUCUCUACUGAGGUCAACAUUGAAUAUUUAAUCUAAAUUUCUUGUUUCUUCUGCCCUAAUAGAGCCCAGAGUUUAUUUUCUUGGCAACCAGAUCAGGACAUUACAAAUCCCCAGCCAUCUUUCUACACUUUCAAGUCCAUUAUUGAAAAUCCCAAAAUGAAGGUGAGCAUUUUUCUUUCACCAAAUUGCCUAAUUUUAUUCCUUUUUAAAAAUGCAUUUUACUUUGUGUUUGUUAUUCACAUGCAGAAAACAGUUGUGGCUGUCCUUGACCAGAUGGUGAAUCCUCAUUGGCCACACCUUCCGCAACGGAAGGAAACAUACAGCAAUGAAGAAGAGAGAGAGGGAGUUGAAGGUGCCUGGAAUUCAAUCACUGAUGAUCCUUUGGACUAUCAAUUUUAUUAUCAUAUCUUGGAUGGUGAUGAGGGAGGGCGGCCUCCUAAGAUUGAGACCUCAGCAGAGAAAAAGGAGAGAGACAAUCCACAUUUUAAUUGGAGGAACAAAUCUUGUUUGGAAGUUAUAGCAAAGAGCAAAAAUAAGGUAAGAUCAAAACCUUUUUUGUUGUGACAAUGAAGGCUACUUAGAAAUGAUGAAAUAACUAUAGCAAGAAGGACCUUUUUAUUUCUGUUACAGCUAGAUCAAAUAGGGCAAACUAAGGCCCAGCUUGCCUGGCAAAUCCAUUAGAGUAUCAAUUACAAUAUCAUAUGAGAUGCAUUACAUCCGUGAGAAAGGCUAUUUGUCUUUAACUUUAACUUUCUUCCAACAUUAAUAUCAUGACUACAUAAUAAACUUUUGGGCCCACCCGCACUUAUAUUGAUAAAGAUGAAAAAUUUUCUGCAUGUUGAGGCUUUAUGUAAUAGGGUAUAAAAAGAGAUGGGAAAAGCUGAGGGGCCCUGGGCAGGGCCAUGCAAGAAGCCAAUUUAAAUUGAAAGGAGAAUUUAAGAGGAGAAUUUAAAGUGAGAGUUGUGCUCACAUGCUAAACAUGCUGAGUAAUUGAGUUAGGUUGACCCAGAUGAGAAAAUGUUUGGCCCAAGAUCAUCAAUACUUUCCUGUCAUUCCUCUCAAUCAAUAAUUGAAUUUUUUUUAAUUACAUGGUAAUUUUAUUCUGCUUAAUUUUCAUCUUCAGGAGGCUUUGCAACAUCCUGUGGUAAGAAUGUUGGUUAAAACAAAAUGGAACAGUUAUGGACACUUGUUUCUGAGGUAAAAGUAUUUUAGGCUUGUAACAUAGUUUUCCUAAGCAAGCUGACAGGUCCCUUACUAAUUUUUAACAGUAGCCCUGCAACUUUGGCACUGCCUUCCUUCCACACAGGGUUCCCCAUUAACAAGCUAAUGAAAAGUGCAUAGUCAGUUACCAGAUUCACAUCUACCGGUUAGUCUGGGAACCUUUACAAGUUAAUUGAAAAUAUGUUUUAAAUAGUUUAAUGAAUAUUUUUUCAAGUCCACAAAUGCGUCUAAUAGCUUCUUCACCUGGCUGCUUAUCUCUUUAUCUCUAUUUUUUCCACAGCCUUCAAGCAGCUUUGUAUGUCAUAUUCUUGCUGUUCUUGUCAUAUUCUCUGCUUCAUGCCUCCACAAAACUGGACCCUACCCAGUACAGGGGUACAGCAGAUUUAUUUCGUGGGAUUUGUGAAGUGUUCACCCUUCUUAUGGUUUUGUUUUACAUGUGUGAAGAAAUCAAUCAAAUGAGAAUGUAAGUCGUGAAACUUUUUAAUUUGCACUUUUUUUCAUUUCAAUUAAUUUUUAACAAAUUUUUUGGUUGAUAUAAGUACUAAUUAUGUUACACUAUUGUUGCAUAUUUGAGUAACAUUAUGGUAGUAUUAGUGCUGUUUUGAGAAACUGCUUUAUAAAGUUGAGUAAAUUAAUUACAUGUAAAAAUUGAUACCAUGCACAGAGAUAUAUCAUAAUACAUAAAAGGGUUCAAUUCAAUAUUCUGGGACGCAGUUAAUUGCAGAUCAAGAAUUCAUGAAAACCUGUAGGGCUUAAAGAAAGUCUUGGUCUUAAUUCUUGUGUCAAACUGGUUUCUUUCAGAAAUGGCUGUUCAUACUUUAUUGAGUGGAUAACCUUGUUUGACUGGUUAGGCCUGGUGUUGAUCCUGUGUGUAAUACCCUUGCGGUAUAUUGGUAGUAAAUCACAGUGGUUGGUGGCAUCGUCAGCUUUCCUAUUUAACUUCUUGAGGAUAUUAAAGUUUUCUUGCCUGACGAGGUAAUCAAAUACUCAAACUAUGUUUGGUUGAAUUUUAAUGUUAAUUUAUUGUUCUCUAUAAACUUCUUUAGUUUGAAUUAUGACGAAGUUUGUGCUGUGCGACUUAGAGACCCCCCUAAUCAAGUGUAACUUCAGAGGUUUAAAAAGGCCAAAUUAAUUUACUAUUUUAUAAUGGAAGAAGAUCGAAAUAGGUUCUCAAAUAAAGAACUUUAAUUUUAAGUUUCGAUGAUGGAGUUUAAUCUGACUUGUAGAGGCAGACAAAAACUUAAAAUUAUUAGCAUAACUUAAAUUUCUGGUCUGGUGCUGGUUACAGUUAUCCCUUGUGUUUCAAUUAUUUUGUGUGUUGUUAAUGUGCUUGGUUUUGUUUAGUCUUUUACCUUGGUGUUGUAACAGAUUUGUUUUUUUAGAGGAACGUUUAUUCGUGAUCCUGAUUAUUUGAGUUAACAGAGAACUAUGAUUAUUUUGCCUGUAGGACCACAGGGUUAUACACCAAGACCUUGGCUAAGAUUAUUCAGCAAGAUUUAGCCCGCUUUCUGGCUGUUUUUUCCGUGAUUUUUUUUCCUUUCUGCUCUGCCUUGUUUUUGUCUCUCCGUUCUUCUCGUCAAAUCCCAGAUAACAAGGAAUUUAGGUGGGUAUCAAAGAGAAAUAAACUCCAAAAACCAUUGAAUGUUAAUCUCUGCCAUUAGAAGCGUAUAGAUUCCCGAUGAGAGCGGUUUUUUUAAGUACACAAUACUCUUGGUCGUUACCAUUCAUCAAAACUUGGUAAAAUUUGGUCGAGAUUUGAAGAAAAUGUCAGGGAAGUUUUUGUCGAUGUUAGGCAACUUUCUCUAUAGAUGAAGAUUUUUCUUUCUUUUUGGUUUUCUUUUGGUUCAAAAUUCUCUCCAUUUCCAAUCUCAGUUUUUUCUAUGCUUUAAAAAGGUCGUAUUUGAUGAUGACGAUUGCACAGGCGUGAAAAUAUUCUGCAAGCCCAGCUAACUUUGUUUUCAAACAGAGCAUCCAUAUAUUAAUCUACGGCAGCUCUGUUUUUCUUUAGUGGCAGCUUUGACUUUGGCUCGUCAUUCGUAUGGCGGCUUUAGCCACAAAGAAAAUCACUUUUUAUUCACUCUUUGUUUUUAGUGGUUUUCAAAGUGUUUUGUUAAGCGGUUUUCGUGCACUGUCUGAACAACGACCAAUUGCAGAAGAUUACUCUACUUUCAAGUAAGUGCCUUUGACUGAAGUGCAUGUAAUGUAUACGUUACAUAUGUUACGUUUUGUUCAUUACGUUUCGUUACCUUAGGCUGCGGUACGUGCUCGUUCUUGCACGAAUGUCGUGAUUGUUAAUCGUUGAAAGUCACUGAUUUCAUUAAUGUUUUCCUUGCAGUUGGCUCUCCAUUCUGUUAAUGCUGGCGUACAUGGGGACAGUGAUUGUUAUUCUUCUCAACAUACUUAUUGCACAGAUGAGCACGACCUACAUUCAAGCCAAGAAAGUUGCUCGUCUGGAGUAUGAUGUGGAUCGUAUUUUACAGCUCACACGCAUGGAAAGAUUUCCUUUUCUGGUAGGUAAUAAGCGGUAAGGCACGGAGAUCGUGUUUCAAAGACGUGUAUACUGGUCAGUGUUUUUCUUCUUGGGUUGUAGAUUAUUCAUAUGCAAUAAAUCUUUCGUUGCCAAUUUCGUUGCUGUGCAGUUGUGUAACCCGAAUGAAUUUGGCGUGAAUCCUAACCCAAGUAAUGUUUCGACUCGAUUUCUUUUUCUACUAGAUGAAUUGCAGAUGAAUAGAUUAUUCACCUGAUUUACUCAUUUUUUUACGUGUUGUAAUAAAUUGUUCUUCCAGAAUCUGCGUGUAAAGUAUUACAAAAAGGGAGGCUGGAUUAGCGAAAAGAAACUAGCAGAAGGUUUGGUUUUUGUUCAGACCGAUUGAAAUUCUUGUGACGUAAUGAUUACCUCAUGGGUAAUGGCUCUAAGCAGGAAAAAUUCCGGCGUCAUCUUUAACUGAUGAACACUUACCAACUUUCAGUGUUUUAUUAUUGAAGUCUUUAAGUGUUUUCAUCUUGAAGUCGAUUUAACUGGUCGUCUCGCCUUUUAAUAGAACUUCUAGAAUUUAGUGAAGAUCGUAGUCCUUGGGAAUCAGUGGAAGAUAAGCUCUACGCGAUCAGGUGAGAAUCAUAUUUUCUAUCUUUUUUACCACCGACCACUUACAACCGCGCAAGCUUAAACUGUUUACGCACAUGCCACUCGCCCAUUUAAGCAUCCUCUCAAAUAAUUUGCGCCUCAACAAUUUUCCUAAAUGAGACUUUUUUCGUUCAGGGAUAAGAUGAGGAAAAUGAUCAAACAGAUGAGGCAACAAAGAGAGUAA
Molecule: messenger RNA, 4924 nt
Organism: Pocillopora meandrina
Lineage: Eukaryota; Metazoa; Cnidaria; Anthozoa; Scleractinia; Pocilloporidae
Source: the annotation of a GenBank genome assembly